AUGUGUUGGUCCAUGCUCGGGAAUGCUCUCGCUUUGGCUGUUGAGCUCGGUAUAUUUGACGAAUACGACAACACCACUAUAGGAGCUCGCGAGUCCCGAAGAGACAUCUGGAGUAACCCUUCAUCCAGCCAGCGAGCAUACCUUGUCCAACAUCUACUCUGGGUCUAUCUUACACAGACUUCAGGCCGCCUUGGAUGGAAAAAUUUGACGUCUGUCUCAGUGUCACAUCACGAUACCAGUAUAAAGCAUGGUGACACAAUUCGCUGUUGGGUGGGCGUCGCUUCAUUAAUGAAAAGGGGCAAUGAGCUGUUGUUUCCAUCCCGCGAGCGGACUCGGGAGAUCGUCAAGACUGGCGAAUAUCUAGCUGUCCUUCGUGUCCUUAACCCACUCCUCCGCGAAUGGCAGAAAGAGUUUGAUCGUGCCAAGUUGUCAAGGCAAAUGAGAUCCAUCUUGACAAUUGAAUUCGGAUACGUACGGGUAUAUAUUCAUAGCGUCGCCCUGCAGGCUGUCAUCGAAAAUUACUAUCACGUCAUGCAUGAAGGCGGCACUAUGCCGGAAGCCAGCUUGCUCGAACCCUUUGAGGGCAACAGGGAAUACUUCAUGGAAGUAAUCGCAUCAGCAAAAUCGAUACUCCAGACGGUUGUCGAGGAUCUGCUUCCAGAUAAUCAUCUGAAGCAUGUUCCAAUUCGAACUUACUCAAGGAUUCUUGCCGGUGCUAUGUUUUGUUUAAAGGCCACGUCUCUUGGCGCCAAAGACUUUGAGACGUCAGGGUCAUUAAGCCUCGUUGAACGCACAGCGGAUGCGCUAUGCACAUGUGUGGUGGAUGAUGUUCACUUAAGCAACCGAUUUGGAGAGUUGCUGCAUGCUCUGGCCGCAAGUUUGCGGAACAGAGUAGUGCAAAUGACGGCAAGUGAACAACCAAGCGGAAGUAUUACUCCCAAUACUCUGGCUUCCCAUCGUCAAUAUGCUCAAUCUUUUGAAGGUGAUACAAACAAUCAGAUGAUGGUGUGUGGCCCUGGCUCCUAUCAUGAAUUGUCCAUGGGUCGAAUGGGACUGGGGGACCACUCUAUCGCUGACCCAGAGUAUGACAAUUGCCAGGCUGGCUCUACAUCUGCUACAGCAGCGGGCACGCCUGCUUAUUACGCCAUGAACCCGGCAUCGGGAUUGAUUGAUCAAGUCCAGAACGAUCCAUUGAUAAACUUUGCCGGGUUGGGCCCCAAUCAACUUGGUUGGUCCGGUGGGCAGGACUUUUUCGAUAUGCUCGGUCCCCUGUUGGACGUACAGUACGAGCAGUAUAAAUGA
Molecule: messenger RNA, 1302 nt
Organism: Trichophyton rubrum CBS 118892
Lineage: Eukaryota; Fungi; Ascomycota; Eurotiomycetes; Onygenales; Arthrodermataceae
Exons: 4
Coding region: 1-1302 (433 amino acids)
Biological process (GO): positive regulation of transcription by RNA polymerase II; aromatic amino acid catabolic process
Cellular component (GO): nucleus
Molecular function (GO): DNA-binding transcription factor activity, RNA polymerase II-specific
Source: RefSeq, a predicted model, not a curated record